Molecule: messenger RNA, 1391 nt
Organism: Aquila chrysaetos chrysaetos
Lineage: Eukaryota; Metazoa; Chordata; Aves; Accipitriformes; Accipitridae
Gene: RBP2
Product: retinol binding protein 2
Exons: 5
Coding region: 123-530 (135 amino acids)
Biological process (GO): fatty acid transport
Cellular component (GO): cytosol; nucleus
Molecular function (GO): fatty acid binding
Source: RefSeq, a predicted model, not a curated record
ACUGAACAAGCAAGCAAGCUUAAGAGUCAGAAGUCAAAACUCUAAUUAACUCCAAGACACUGAGCAGAUCCUGUUUCCAGCCUCACCUUUUGAUCUGAAGUUGGUUUUAAGCUCUUGCCACCAUGCCUGCUGAUUACAAUGGGACGUGGGAAAUGGAAACUAAUGAAAACUUUGAAGGCUACAUGGUUGCUUUAGAUAUUGAUUUUGCGACUCGUAAGAUUGCAAAACACUUGAAACAAACAAAGGAGAUUAUUCAAGAUGGAAAUAAUUUUAAAACAAAAACAAUCAGUACUUUCAGAAACUAUGAACUGGAUUACACUGUGGGAGUGGAGUUUGAAGAACAUACCAAGGGACUGGAUAACCGAGUGGUAAAGACACUAGUGACGUGGGAUGGUGACAAACUGGUAUGUGUUCAGAAAGGUGAAAAGAAAAACAGGGGCUGGAAGCACUGGAUUGAAGGAGACCUACUGCAUCUGGAACUGACAUGUGAAGACCAGGUGUGCCAUCAGAUAUUUAAGAAGAAAAACUAAAAUUGACCAGAAAGCUACCCAGAUCAUCAUCACACUAUUAUGCUGUUAUGUUUUGUCUAAAAAGAAGAACCAAGCCAGAUUUGCAAUAAUUCUUUGACACUGCUAUGCGAAUGUAUUUUGUUCCUGUUUAUGGAAGGAAACACAUUUUAUAGAAAUAACAUCAAACAGUUACAAACAUCAUAAAUUACUUUGACUUUCAGUCUGGAGUUAAAUAAAAGUAAUUGUCUUUCAAAUAAUGCUUUCCUACAUCUUUGUAAUCAUUUCCAGAGGAAUGUCCUUUAGCAACAAGGCUGAAAAUUAACAGUCACAACUAUCUCAACCACAGUAUAUCUCUCCACAGUGCUGUAAUAUCUUAAUAUAUUUGGAUGACUGAGUAAAAUUGGACAUUCAUUGGACUGUUUCUGUUUAAUUUAGUCCUGGAUCACUAAGUCCACAGUUUCAGGCAGCAGAAUGGCUCACUGAACAUGAUACAUGGCCUUUCACAUGUAGGUUAUUCAUUUGAAUUUGGCCCAGGUCUAUAGCUGCUAGUAGUUAUCCCCUGAUGAAUGUCUCAUGGCCAAUGUGAUAUGCUGUAGCUCCUUAAUACAGUCCUAACUUGGAUCACUGAGAAUGCUGCUAACCUCCAGUUAGAACUGGCAUCCACUAAUAAUCCCAGUGAAGAAAUCCACUGUUUGAAGCAAACUCUACAUUCAAGAGUUGCUCCAUGAUGUGAAAACUAAGGCAUACUUAUGGCUAUAAGAGGAAAACUGCAGAGUAUACACAGAUUGCAUGUACCCUGUGCAUGUACCCUAAAGAAUACCCAGCAUGCUGCAAUCUUCAACUUGUACCUACCUUUCAGAGACUUUAAAAAGAAAAGUCAUU